Eucalyptus grandis is the source of this 2218-nucleotide messenger RNA. Its product is annotated as triose phosphate/phosphate translocator TPT, chloroplastic-like. Gene Ontology annotation, molecular function: antiporter activity. The transcript has 8 exons. Gene Ontology annotation, cellular component: Golgi apparatus. Bases 1311 to 1772 code for a protein of 153 amino acids. The record is from RefSeq and is a predicted model, not a curated record. Lineage: Eukaryota; Viridiplantae; Streptophyta; Magnoliopsida; Myrtales; Myrtaceae.
UCUCAUCUUUGUUCAGAAAACAGGGGACCUUUUCAUCUAGCUAUUAAUCAAUGUAUCGUCAGACAUUUUGGCUCUAUCUAUCAACAAUUAUAGAGUUGAGUUAUAUGAUGAGCUAUUAGGCUAUACAAAAGUUAUAAGCAUACUUAUCUGGAUCAUAGCGUCGCCAAUCUCCUGGCAGCUGUAUUUAUUGCCUCUACUCUCGGGGAGAUCCGCAAGGGCACCACAGAUUCACCUAAUUUUCUGGAGCAGCUUUCUCAGGUGACUCUCUCCUUCCAAACAAUCAGAUAUGGUUGAUGUUCAACUCCAUGCUGUCCCAUUUUGUUUUUUCACACUUUCUGGACUCUGCUUAUCAAAAGGAGUGUUUGAGUGCUCAUCUUUUUGUCACUCGUAUGUGCAAGUCCUAAUUAUAAUUUUGCAAUCUUACAGAAGUAAUCAAUGCAGGAUAAUUGGCCAUCUGUUCUGUUUGCUAUGGCAGGUGGAGUGCUCCUCAGUCUUGGAAUUCUUGCUGCACAGUAUGCAUUGGCUUUGGUUUGUUUAUCAGUGUCAUUAGUGAUCACUUGCAGCAUUACUGUUGUUAUAGGCACUUGUCCCUUUCUCCAUGCGUGAUGGUUUGGUCACUGUAUGCUAGUAAACAAGGAGGCACUUUAUUUAGAGCAAACCAGAAGGACCCCAACCUGUGCAAAGGAAUUUGCUGACCUUCCUUAGUAACUGAUACAACUAGGUCAUAGUAUCAGUUCUGUAGCUUAUGGUCUUUGUUUUUUCUUUGCGAAUUUUUGACAGGCACAACUGUAAACUACUUCCUGGACAACAGGAUCAACAGUGCGGAGCUUCUUUUCCCAGGAGUUGGUUCCUUUGUUAUUGCAGUUUGUCUGGCCUCAGCUGUUCAUGCAUUGAAUGCAGACGAUAUACCAGAAUGAAGCUCAACCAGUCAGGUCUUGGCAAUGUUGAUGCCAAGUGUGCAUAUUUGUCUGUAUCCCUGCCUAUGAUGAAUGUGCUGUCUUUUUCUGAGCUGGUGGGCCUAAUUCAUCCAUUUCCUGCCCCUGUUCCAUUUAAUUCAGCAAUAAACAGAGAGGAAAUGAAGCAAAGCUAAAGAGAGAUCAUCCCCACCCAUUGGGAACUCCAAUCUCCCUGCCCUCUGCAUCGGCUGCUGCCGCUCUGGCGACCAGGGAAUCGGCGAGACGCCGCCAUCUAAACAGUCCACUCCGGCCAAAGAAUCUCAGAGGCUCUGGCAAUGGUGAAGGCGACAAGGCAAGACGCGACACGUUGCUAGCAAAGCCUUCUGUUCUUCUUGCCCUUUCUGGUUAUUCUGAAUGUGGGUUGAUGCUGAGUGCAGACUAGCAAAGCCAUCCAAGAGCUUCGGAGAAAGAUGCCCAGCACUUGUUACUGGCUUUUAUUUCUUCAUGUGCUUCGUUUCUGUCAUACAUCUUCUCGUUGGAGUUGUAUAUUGUCUGGUUAGUUGGGAUGUUGGUCUGCCCAAACAUGCACCAAUUGAUAAGGAGCUCUUAGUGUUGCUGACUCCUGUUGCUUUAUGCCAUGCCCUAGGACACGUCAUGUCCAAUGUGUCUUUUGUAGCAGUUUUCGUAUCCUUUAUGCAUACCAUCAAAGCUGCUUCUCAGUUCGUUCUGGGCCACCAGAUCCCACUCUCCCUGUGGCUAUCACUAGCUCCUGCUGUGAUAGACAGGAAUGGACAGUACAAAUGUGUCUGCUUAUAUAACAAUCAUCGCUUGUGUUUUGCAUCCCUCCAGCAGUUAUUAUUGAGGCCCCUCAACUGAUGCAAUACGGAUUUAGGGAGGCCAUUGCCAAAGUGGGUCUUUUCAAGUUACCGUCAGACCUUUUCUGGAUUGGAAUGUUCUAUCAUCUCUACAAUCAGGUGUGGCAUGGAUCUCCAGCCAGGCUUGGCUUUGCUGUUCAAUGUUUCAGAAAGAAGAAAACUGAAAAAUAUAAUAUGGGGAAAAGAUUGGAAGAGCUAAUAAUUGAUUUUAGUAGUCCCCUCUCUCAAUAAAGAAAAGUUCAAGACUCCAUGGGUGAUAACAACACAGAUUUCAAGCGUUCCAUAGCCCUAUAUAUGGAGCAAAAUUCCGUGCUGAUGCAUCGUGAACAUGGUCGCUACUAACACUUUGGAAAGGUAGCGCCACUCACGUUGUCGGGAAUGUGCUAGAGAGAGUUUUUGUGAUCGGUUUCUCUAUUGUUGUAUUUGGUAAUAAGAUCUCCACUCGAA